ACACCUGCAGGUCAUUAUGAACCUGCCUCCAUUAGCUCCACCUGUUCUCAGUCAAGCGUGUAGCCAGAAGCAGCAGUGAUUGGUUUGUUUACAUCAAGCUGCAUGAAACGCUGAUUUGUUGCUCUAUAGAAAGAAGAAAGACGUAAACUUACUUGCUACUUACUUUGUCUGAAGCCAUGGGACAUAUUCAAUGGAUGGUUCUACUGUGGCUGCUGUUCGUCGGGGAGCUCCAAACAAGAAUUAAAUCUGUCCAUGGUUUGAAUUCUGCUCAGAGCAAUGAGCCCCAGGUUUAUGGCCACCAGCUGAUGCCCCGGUAUCUGGCUUCCACUUCGCAGCCUGAGGAGCUCGACAAUCAACAAAAUACUCCCCACAUUCUUUUUGUGAAUCAGAGAGUACAAAUGCCUCCUAACGAGCCCAGGGAUGACCCCCAGUCCCAGCCUCCAGGUAGAGAAAUUAAGCCUCAGCCCCAAGUACCCCAAGUACCUGUUGGAGAGGCUGAUUAUUUGCAGAGAAUGAAUACCAAAACCAGUGAUUACCCGCAAAGGUUUCAGCGCCACUUGCCUAGCCCCUACCAGAAUCCCCAAGGCCCCUACCGUAGUCCCCCGGCCCAAGGCCCCUAUCGGAAUCCCCCGGCCCAAGGCCCCUACCGGAGUCCCCCGGCCCAAGGCCCCUACCAGAAUCCCCAAGGCCCUUACCAGAAUCCCCAAGGCCCCUACCGAAGUCCCCCGGCCCAAGGCCCCUACCAGAAUCCCCAAGGCCCCUACCGGAGUCCCCCGGCCCAAGGCCCCUACCAGAAUCCACGUCCUCAGGCCCUCAGCCACCAUGAGAAACUGCCACCUCAGGAACCCAGCAACCACCAGAGACCCCAGGCACAGAAGCCUGAAUCCUCAGUGCCAAGCUACCAGAGGAAGCCUUUCCCCCAAAUACCUAGCAACUACCCAAGGCCUGAGACACCCAGACACUACCACAAGCCUGAAUCCCUGGAGCAGAACCACCAGGAAAGUCCUUUACCCCAAGCAUCCAAUGAAAACAAGAAAAGUCAGCCUCAGGCCCCAAGCCAUUUCCAGCAACCAAAGCCUGAACCCCAGGCAUCCAGACUCCAACCAAGACCUCAGUUUCUGAAGGCUAAUCCUCCAAUGCUGAGCUACCAAAAGAGGACACAGCCACAAUCACACAGUCACCAACUAAGACCUCUGGAACCUGAGCCAAAGGUGCCGACCUACCAGCAAAGAUCUGUGCUACCACAGUUAUAUGCACCCAGGAACCAGCAGAAAAACAAAACGCUAGCAUUAAGACUCCAAAAGAGAACUCGCCAACAGAAGGGUCCGCCUCAAGUGCCAGACUAUCGACACAGGAGUCAGCUCCAUACACCCAGCCACCACCAUGAACCUCGGCUCCAUACACCCAGCCACCACCAUGAACCUCAGCUCCAAGCACCCAGCCACCACCAUGAACCUCAGCUCCAAGCACCAAGCCACGAACAGAAUCCUCAGCCACAGAGGGCUGAGCCUGAGGUGCCAAGUUACCAGGAGAAACCCCAGUUCUACGGAGCAUUCCCACAAAACCCCCUGUCUCAGGCUCAAAGCCAUUAUCGGCAGCAUCAGCCACCGAUGUCUGAGCCCCAUGACAUGGGCCACAUGCAAAAUGUCCCUCUGCCAAGACCUAACUACCCGGAGAUGAUCGCCCACCAACAAUGGCCCCCAACCCAGUAUCAGGGGUCUUCCUACCAGCAGCAUUACAUACCCCAGGGGUCUCAUGGGCAUGGGUACAAUCAAAAUCCAUCCUUACCAAUGCCCAUCAACCAGCAAAGGCCUCCGCUCCAUAGAUCAGACAACCAGCAGAAAUUGGCUUCACCCCAUGCACCAAAUAACCAGCCAAGUCCUCGGGUCUGGGAACAACAGCGCUACUCUGAUGGUAGGUUUCACUCGUUGGACCCAAGUGAAGGAAGACGAAGGCUUCCACCCGGGUGAGUUUGAUCUAAACUGUGGACGUAAGAAGACCUGGUCAAAACACAAGUGUUUUUAUUUUUUUAUCUAUUUUUUUGCUUUUUCAUCAAGCUUCCAGUAAGAAUAAACGGAACCUAACAGAA
Messenger RNA from Fundulus heteroclitus (mummichog), 2089 nucleotides. RefSeq names its product early nodulin-75. The record is from RefSeq and is a predicted model, not a curated record. Bases 177 to 1970 code for a protein of 597 amino acids. NCBI's taxonomy places the organism in Eukaryota, Metazoa, Chordata, Actinopteri, Cyprinodontiformes, Fundulidae. The transcript has 4 exons.